Molecule: messenger RNA, 2477 nt
Organism: Actinia tenebrosa (Australian red waratah sea anemone)
Lineage: Eukaryota; Metazoa; Cnidaria; Anthozoa; Actiniaria; Actiniidae
Biological process (GO): signal transduction
Molecular function (GO): protein binding
Source: RefSeq, a predicted model, not a curated record
CAGCGGUAGCACUUGAAAGAUCUUCCUCGUUGACUGGACCCAAAGAAGCAGUUAUUACAAUCGAUGAGAAUGGAGUUUUUUGUGAAUUUUUGAACCUUGGACUUUUCCUUCAURUACCACCCAAUACUGUAAGUCAACAGACAAAUAUAACGUGCAAAGCAAGGUCUAAACAAUUUUUGUCCUCCCCUGCUGGGGAAAUGGAAACUGUUGUCAGUCAUAUUGUGGAACUGAGGCCACAAAGUCUUCGCCUUCAACAACCUAUUGUUGCGACACUGCUGCAUUCUGGGCCAGGACGAGAGUAUGGGUAUGAAACGAUCGUGAAAGCAUUUAAUCAAGAACAGCUCGUCUGGGAAGAAUUAGAAGAAUGCAAAAGURCGGCGACCCAAUCGAUAGACUACAUACGAGCGAAGAUUACCAAACUGACUGUCCUUGCAGUGGUGAGCAGGCYGAUUACAGAUCAAUUUGAAUUAACGCCAAAAGGAGGUUUGUUGAGAUCUUCUGUCUGUGAAGAUAUCAUACUACAGUUUCCUGAAGGAGCUGUGACAAGGAAUGUCAAUGGUAGUCUGCAGGUACUAAUGAUACCCAAGGAGGUCACCACUAAUGGCUACCCCUGCCCAAUAGUUUUYGUCAAUGGGUUUGAAGGCAUCAACUUUCGUAAUUACGUGUUGGUAAGAAUACCGCACCCAUGCCCUUCAAAAUACCCUGUUGGACAGAUAAACCUGAUGUGUUUGAAACAAAACCAGUGGACGAACAUUACAGACCAAACUGAUCAUGUUAUUUGUGUGGAGCAGCAACACUACAUAGAACUUCAUGUGCAACAUUUUUCAGGUUUAUGGCCAUGGCUUCUCGCAGUUCCCUGUAAUUUUAUCGAACUAUUCCGAUAUUUGUGUCAAAGUCCACAAGCUGUCUGUUUUGCGGCAUUCAAACAGAAGURUCAGUCAAGUCUUGCGCCCAAAAUAACCUUGUUAUGUGUGGCAAAUCACGACGACGAAAGAAUAAUAAAAAUGAGAGAUAAAGGUUACGGAAUACUGGCUUGUACUACUGCAAGAAAGAAAAUGAGACCCAAUGACAAUGCGUUCGUAAAGCUGGACGGAAAAUAUCAGGCACGCCGGGAAGACCAGGAUAUUUUCUUGCAAUUUCUAUACAACGAAUCUUACAUAAGAGAAUUAAGUAUCGAAAGAAAACAAGAAACAAUUCAGGCUGAUGUUGACAAUGCAGUCCUCCUAGUUUCGUUCUACCCCAACAAUGAGUUUGCUGAAAAUGACCUCAUUUGUAAGCUAGAUGUUCAGGAAAACAUAACAACAGAGAACUACCGUCUGGAACUCCUUAGAUUUAUGAGGGAACUUGCUUGUAUAGAAGAUGAUUUUGCAAGUUUGUCGCUGCAGCAAUCAUAUAAUGAAGAGGACAGCGAUGAAGGACAAGAAAACCAGAUAACCSAUAUUAUCUCAUCCUUCGGCCCGGAAGAGAGGCUACUAACGAUUAGUGCCGAAGAAGUAGCCGAUAAAUUACCCAGCAUUUUGAAUGUGAUGAGAUCAGUAAAUCAAGGAGACCCUCCUCCASACGUCAUGAAGCAGUGCCGCAUAUUCUGUCGCAUGCUUAAGGAACUUGGUAGAACAGAUAUUGUAGAUGYUCUAAGAAUGGUACUACCUGAGGGCAUGACCGGUCCUGUGUCUGAUGGCAAUACUUUAGUAGAGAACUUGGAGUACGAUAGAAAGAGUAGAUUAACUCGCCACCUUUCAGUGACAGAGAAGUGGAAACCCCUUGCACAAGAACUGGGAGCAACUCCCAUUGAUAUCCAGUUUUUCGAAGCCAAAACUUCAAACCAUUCCAUGGCUAUUUUAAAAGAGUACGGAGCGCACUUGACAGUUAAUCAACUUUAUAAACUUCUCGUUCGGAUCGGAGCGAAUGCGAUUGCUGAUCACUUGUGAUUUUCUCUCAAUUGACUCCUCAUUUUAAAGUUUUUAUUUUGAUUCCUGAUCGGUGUAUUUUAACUAGCUUUAAUUUGCUCUUAGACGUAACGUGUUGAAAAAAAUAAUUGCUCGAUUAAUAUCUCGUCAAGAUCCCGUGCCAAAGCAAACCAUUCGCCACUUUARAAACGAGUAGUAGCCUGGGUCGAGUUAAGGCACGCAAUGACGCUUGGGAUUGUUACAGGAGACAGAGAUACAAUCUUCAACGCUUUUGACGAGCUUUGCGCCAGUUAUAUCAUUCUCAGUGACAGUUAUUUCAAUUCUUAUAUGUGUUAUAUCUUUUUUUGCGCCUUCUGCCAUAUUUGUUUGUAUGCAGGUGUCCUUUGUAACGAUCCCAAGCGCCUUGGCGUGCCUAAACUCGACCCAGGUUACCGCUCAUUUCUAAAGUGGCGAAUUCCAAAUGUUUCACUAGUUGAACGUGAGAAUCAAACCUUGUUGAAAUAUAGGUGCCCAAGUUUCACUAAAUACUUGACAAGGAAAAGCUAAACAAUAAAAUUAAGUGUAAAUGGA